Topomyia yanbarensis is the source of this 2797-nucleotide messenger RNA. It is a transcript of the gene P5CS, whose product is annotated as delta-1-pyrroline-5-carboxylate synthase. The record is from RefSeq and is a predicted model, not a curated record. Gene Ontology annotation, cellular component: mitochondrion; cytoplasm. Lineage: Eukaryota; Metazoa; Arthropoda; Insecta; Diptera; Culicidae. Gene Ontology annotation, molecular function: glutamate-5-semialdehyde dehydrogenase (NADP+) activity; ATP binding; glutamate 5-kinase activity. The transcript has 6 exons. The coding region runs from base 249 to 2648 and encodes 799 amino acids.
UGCAAUGAUUAGUCGAGUGUGAGACAGUCAACUGGAAGGUCCUCCGGAGCGCUUAAGCGAGUUUUCGUUCGCCGCUUUCAAGCUAGUUAUAUUUUAUUUUAGUUUUUAGUUAUCAUGCUGUGAUUUAGUGUAGUUUAUUUGUCAAAGUUCAAAACAGUUUGCGUUCUUCUAAGUGCGGAUUGCUUUUAUUUAAUUUAAUUCAACUUCAACUAUUGUGUUAAGUCGGGCAAAGCGGAGCAUUGUGAACGAUGGCGAUGUGUUUGCGAGGUUUAGGCUUAACGCGCGCUGCGAUGUUCUGGAGCCGGUAUCAUCAGCUGCUGAGAGGUGAUCGGAAAUUUUCCGUGGUCAGCAGUCCCGGAGUCAGCGCGUAUCUGGCGGAACAGAUCAGUACGACGACCAGACGUAUCGCGUCGAAUCGCACUCUGCACUCGAUUCACGACCGCACCCGUGCCACCAUCUCGGAACGUAGCCAUCUGAAAAAUGCGCGCCGCAUGGUGGUCAAGUUGGGCAGUGCGGUGAUAACGCGCGAGGAUGAACACGGUCUAGCGCUGGGCCGGCUUGCUUCGAUCGUUGAACAGGUGGCUGAGUACCAUGUCGAGGGUCGCGAGUGUAUCAUGGUCACCAGCGGUGCGGUGGCAUUCGGCAAGCAGAAGCUCACCCAGGAACUGCUGAUGUCGAUGUCGAUGAGGGAGACGCUAUCGCCGACGGAUCACACCCGGCAGGAUGCGGGAACGAUGGUGGAACCGAGAGCCGCUGCGGCUGUCGGUCAGUCCGGUUUGAUGUCGUUGUAUGAUGCGAUGUUUGCUCAGUACGGGAUCAAGACGGCUCAGGUGCUGGUAACGGAACCGGACUUCUACAAUGAGGAAACCAGGAAGAAUUUGUUCAGCACCUUGUCGGAGCUGAUCAGCUUGAACAUUGUGCCGAUCAUUAAUACGAACGAUGCCGUGAUGCCGCCGAUGUUCAUCGUAAAUAAGGACCUCCCGGGAUUGGGAAAGAAGGGUAUCAAAAUCAAGGACAACGAUAGCUUGGCAGCACUGUUGGCUGCAGAGAUUCAUGCAGAUUUGCUGAUUCUGAUGUCUGACGUCGACGGAAUUUACAACAAGCCGCCAUGGGAGGACGGUGCACGGUUGAUGCACACGUACACUUCAGCUGAUAAGGACUUGAUCAAGUUCGGGCAAAAGUCAAAGGUCGGAACGGGUGGAAUGGAUUCCAAAGUGACGGCUGCAACAUGGGCUCUUGAUCGCGGUGUAAGUGUUGUCAUUUGCAACGGCACUCAAGAGCGGGCGAUCAAGCUGAUUUUGACUGGACGCAAGGUGGGAACAUUCUUCACCGAAUCAACUGCGGAAAAGGCGGCACCUGUUGAGCAUCUGGCAGAGGAUGCUCGUAGUGGUAGCAGAGUGUUACAGAAUCUAUCAGCCAGCGAUCGAGCGCUGUGUGUGAAUACUCUAGCUGAUCUAUUGGUCUCCAGACAGUCGAAAAUAUUGGAGGCAAAUGCAAAGGACUUGGAUAUUGCAAAGAGGUCGGGAUUGGCAAAGCCACUACUGUCACGAUUGUCUUUAACUCCGUCCAAAAUCGAAAGUUUAGCUGUCGGAUUGAAGCAGAUCGCCGACGAUAGCCACAAGAACGUGGGUCGAGUGAUUCGCCGAACCAAGCUUGCGGAUGGACUAGAACUGAAGCAAGUCACCGUUCCGAUAGGUGUUCUGUUAGUGAUCUUCGAAUCACGGCCCGAUUCUUUGCCACAGGUAGCUGCGUUGGCUAUGGCCUCCGGUAAUGGUCUAUUGCUCAAGGGAGGCAAGGAGGCGGCUCACAGUAACAAGGCACUGAUGGAACUUGUUAAGGAAGCUCUAACCGCGGUGGGAGCUGCCAACGCAAUCUCUUUGGUUUCAACACGCGAGGAAAUCAGUGAUCUUCUCUCAAUGGAUGAGCACAUUGAUCUGAUCAUUCCACGUGGUUCCAGCGAAUUAGUCCGCAGCAUUCAGGAGAAAUCGCAGCACAUUCCGGUUAUGGGACACGCGGAAGGAAUUUGUCACGUGUACGUGGACAAGGAAGCUAACUUGGAGAAGGCUCUGAAGAUUGUUCGCGAUUCAAAGUGCGAUUAUCCGGCUGCUUGCAACGCCAUGGAAACACUUCUAAUUCACGAAGAUCUGUUGAUGGAUGGCAACUUCUUUACGGACGCCUGCAAUAUGUUGAAACGGGAAGGUGUCAAGAUCAAUUCGGGACCGAAGUUGCAUCAACAGCUGACAUUCGGACCACCCCAGGCCAAGUCGCUGAAACACGAAUACGGUGCUCUAGAGUGCACCAUUGAGGUGGUGAAAAACCUAGAAGAAGCUAUCGAUCACGUCCACACUUACGGUAGCGGACAUACCGAUGUCAUAGUGACGGAAAAUGAUACAUCGGCUCGGUACUUCCAAAGCCACGUGGACAGCGCUUGUGUCUUCCAUAACGCCAGUAGUCGGUUCGCCGAUGGAUUCCGGUUCGGAUUGGGAGCAGAGGUUGGAAUCUCCACUGCUAGGAUUCAUGCCCGUGGUCCGGUGGGAGUUGAAGGUCUGCUAACAACUAAGUGGAUCCUAAGCGGCGUGGAUCAUGCUGCAGCCGACUUUAGCGAUGGAUCUCGCAAAUGGAUCCACGAGUCGAUGCCUCUCGCUUGACUUGAACGCUUGCUAGCAAAGAUUUUCAAUAGGUUUAAGCAUUUGUAGAAAAUUCAAUUUAUCAAUUCAUUUGUUCAUUAACUAGUAGGCGUAUAUUGUUCAAUUAUCGCACGAAAAGCACGACCCAAUAAACGAAAAAUUUCAGUACA